This is a messenger RNA of Ictidomys tridecemlineatus (thirteen-lined ground squirrel), 2704 nucleotides long. Its product is annotated as fibroblast growth factor 4. Lineage: Eukaryota; Metazoa; Chordata; Mammalia; Rodentia; Sciuridae. The record is from RefSeq and is a predicted model, not a curated record. Gene Ontology annotation, molecular function: growth factor activity.
GGGCCCGGGACGGCCGCGGCGGCUCUGCUCCUGGCAGUCCUGCUGGCCCUGCUGGCGCCCUGGGCGGGCCAAGGGGGCGCCGCCGCACCCACAGCACCCAACGGCACGCUGGAGGCCGAGCCGGAGCACCACUGGGAGAGCCUGCUGGUGCGCUCGCUGGUGCGCUUGCCCGUGGCCUCACAGCCCAAGGAGGCUGCUGUCCAGAGCGGCGCUGGGGAUUACCUGUUGGGCAUCAAGCGGCUGCGGAGGCUCUACUGCAACGUGGGCAUCGGCUUCCACCUGCAAGUGCUCCCCGAUGGUCGCAUCGGCGGCGUGCACGCGGACAUGAGCGACAGUCUGCUGGAGCUCUCCCCCGUGGAGCGGGGCGUCGUGAGCAUCUUCGGAGUGGCCAGCAGGUUCUUUUUGGCCAUGAGCAGCAAGGGCAAGCUCUAUGGCUCGCCCUUCUUUGCGGAUGACUGCAAGUUCAAGGAGAUUCUGCUCCCCAACAACUACAACGCCUACGAGCCCCAGGAGCACCCCGGCAUGUUCAUCGCACUAAGAAUGGUUCCCAAGAAGGGGAACCGAGUGCCACCCACCAUGAAGGUCACCCACUUCCUCCCCAGGCUGUGACCCUCCAGAGCCGCCUCAGCCUCCACGGACUCUGGACAGAGAGUGGAAUCCAGGAGUAGGUGUACGAUAUUUAAGUUAAUUAUUUAAAUAUGUAUAUAUUGCCAUCAGAUUAUUUAUGGUUCUGUAAGUGUGUUUUGUAAAUUUUUUUUCUGGAAAAGAAAAGAGGAAAAAAAAAAAAAACCUAAGACAACCGAAAAGCAAGUCUGACUUUUCUGGCGUGACAGGGGACAGCCUUACCGUUGGAUUUGCUUUACUCUCAAGAACUUGACAUGAGCGUGCUGCUAUUUUGUGUUGUAAAGACAGUGAUAUUGGAUUCUGAUGGCGCCAAGCACCUUGUCUGGAAGGGCCUGCUGGGGCCGUGGUCUCCAGCGAAGGGGCGCUGGGCCGAGCUUCCUCUCGCCGCCCACGGCUGUGCCCUGUGGCCGGAGUCGGGACAUAUCGGUUUACUCCAGGUACUGAAAGCACACUGUCGAGUCCUCGCUGCUGCUCCGUUUUUAGAUGGGCCAAGGCUGACCUUUGAGCUUUGCUGUAGUCCAUCUUCCCCCAUCUACCAGAUGGGAGAGACCGACUUUAUAAACUGCUCUUCGCCUGGUCAGGAUCAGCCCCCGUCCCCGUUGCCGCAGCCACUGGGCAAAGACAAAGCUGUUCCGUAAAGUGCCAGGGAGUGAAGCCGGUCCCUGCUGGGACGUUGCCCCCCAACCCUCGCCUGUGAUGGACGAAGCUCGUGAUGGAAGACAGUUCUGAAAUAGAGGAUAUUCUUAACAAAAUCAAAAACAAAAGAACAGGCUUCCCUGCACACGGGAGACUUUGGACUAGAACCACUAUUUAGGCGAAUGUCGCGGUCACAGCCCAGCCUGCAGGGACCUGCUGCUCAGACGCACGCUCAGCCUCUACGUCAGCCGGGCCCAAUCGCCCAAGGUUUAGGGGGCGCAGCUCACUGGGCCACCCCAAGUGGCUCUUUUUCCAUAUGCAACCAAAAGGAUCGCAGAGAGCGGCGGUGGGUCCCCUGCGAACCUUGUCACGUUUGAGCUAUCUUUACCCCGUGAUUUACUUUUAGUAAGGGCGUUCAUGGUGGAAAUAUUUGCAGACAGCUGUUAGAGUGCACUAUAUGGUCACCAAGUAAGCUUAUAUUUUUCUUUAUAUAUUUUAAAAAUGCAACCCCUGUCGUUGAAGCCGAGAUGGAAGGGCCAGGGUAGGUGGGUUUAAAAAAAGUUCUGAGGUGAUGGCAAACACUUAAUUUUAAUGAAUGGCUUUUUAGUUUAUGCAAAGUGACCUUAACUUGCUGCCACACAUGCUCUGAAUGCUUCCUCAAGACCCUCCUCCGGUGUCUCUGAACCAUCUCCCAAAUUAACUUUAUGGGAAUCCACACAGACUGCAAGCCUGGGGUCUGAGUUUUUGUCUUUUGAAUUCCUUUUGCCAAAUCUUUGUUCAAAUGCAAAUCAAGGACUUCAAAAAAUACUAUUCUUAACCCAGCCCACUGAGUGCCAAGUCCCCAAGUUAGGACCACCCAUCAGAACCCUUAAGAGGCUGUUUACAGUGUUCUGACUCAACAAUGCCGUACAAUUCUUAUCUGGCCCUAGACUCCAGGAGGGUGGAGGUCAGGUGAGGAGCAAAGGCUUGGGGAAGAAUGUGCAGUCUUCCUGUUCUUACCGCAUCUCAGAGUCAAGAACUGGGAUUGCUGGAGAUGCUUGGAUUCUUCAGCAAUGUCACCUCUGAGUGCAGUCCAAGGGCCAGAAAUGGACGGACCCUCAGUGCAGAGGUAGCUCAUCCACCCGCACGCACAGAAUUGUUGAUGGUGCGUCUUGCGAUGUCAUUGUGCCUUUGAAAUAUUGUACUUUCUCGGGUUGCGGUGAUUUUGGGGAUUCACGGUUUCUCUAUUUACCACCGUUUUCAGAGUCUGUCUUUAGUUUUAUACAGGUGCCGAUCAAUAGCAUGAUGUAUGUGUACUGUGCACAUCGAGAUGCUUGAUGAGCUUUUCACCGUGGGGAGAAAGAACCCCACCAGACACGGUGCAGAUAAUCAGGAGAGAUAUUAAACAUGAUGGAAACCCGCCUUGAAAAAAAAAAAAAAAAGAAUCAGCAGUAUAGUAUUUCCU